GCGUCGCGCUGCUUUGCAAGUUCAGUCAGCGGCGAGACGUCGGACGAGUGAGGUGUGUCCCGCUCUUUCUCAGAGUGUUGUUGUGUCAUUCAGUCUGUGAAACUUUUAAUGUUGUAGUUUAACAGUUUUAACGCAACGUCGACUGGCUAAGAGAAGGCCGAAUAAAGAAGCUUCCCAUUUAGAAAGACCCCUUGAGACGCCAUGGCUUUAGGAACAGAUGACGUAGACGUCAUUCCCGAAGUGGAAAGAGGUCUGGGUAACACGUAUAUCAUUGACAAUAAAACAUACGUCAGCAGAGAUGAAGUCUACGACGGAUACAAAUGCGCCGACAGAGGGAUGAUCUUGCCCUUCGUAUCCGAAUACACGUGGCCGAUUGAGGUGAGAGCCUUCCUGUACCUGGUAGGGUUACUCUACUGCUUCUUGGGCGUGGCCAUCAUCGCCGACAUCUUCAUGGGCGCCAUAGAAAAGAUCACGAGCAAGACGAGGAAGGUUUAUUUGACUUCCGAGAAAGAAGACGAGCCGGAAGUGAUAGAAGUGCGGAUAUGGAGCGACGCCGUGGCCAACUUAACCUUGAUGGCCCUAGGGUCAUCGGCACCCGAAAUCCUCUUGGCCAUCAUCGAGGUCAUUGCCAAUAAAUUCGAGGCAGGUGCCCUGGGCCCCGGCACGAUUGUGGGAUCGGCAGCUUUUAAUCUCUUCGUCAUCAGUGCCGUUUGCGUCCUUUCGAUUCCUAAUGGAGAGAGUAGAAGGAUUAAAGACAUCAAGGUGUUCGCCGUGACGGCAGUGUUCUCCAUCGUGGCGUACGUGUGGCUGCUCAUCAUCCUGAAGGCAGUGAGUCCGAACGAGGUGGAGGUGUGGGAGGCGGCCGUGACCUUCCUCAUGUUCCCCCUGCUGGUCCUGCUGGCGUGGUUGGCCGAGAAGAACUUCUGCGGGGUGCCCAACAAGACGGACACGAGUAAACAGAUUGAACUUGGCAAUUUCCAACCAGGACGCUGGAGGUAUCAGCCAAGUAUGAUUAUAAUAGGAUCAUCAAACCAUACAGUAAAUCCCAACUCUUCCUCAUGUUGUGGGAAGAUUCUGAAGCUCUGUGGCCUCGAAUUGAGAUCAGAGUCCAAUGCUGACAAAUUUCUGAGGGAUCGUCAAUAUUUCCGAGAUGGUCGCCUGGACAGAGAUGGACUUGUGGCCUUCAUCAAAGAAGUCAAGAACUAUCCAGGUCUUACUGAUGAAGAUGCUGCUAUUCUGGCCGCUUCAAAGUUGGUGGAAUCCCAGAGCCAUUCUCGAAUGUGGUACAGAGUGGGAGCUGUCAGGAACAUGACCGGUGGACGUAAAACGCAACCGCAGCUUUCCACAAAACUGAAAGUGCGUUCUAAGGACAGGAUGAAAACGCUCAUCAUGCUAGAAGACGGCACUAACCAGGUCUACAAUGCCAUGAAUGAGCACCCUGAUGCUCCGACCCUUGGAGAGGUUCCACAGGUUAAACCUCACCAGAAUGCCGUCAUAGACUUUCAUGCAGCCUCCUGCGCAGUUAUGGAAGACAUUGGAAAAUUCAAAGUUGCUCUGUGUCGAAGUGGUCGACUUGAUAACAGAGUUAGCGUGAGGGUUGAAACAAUUGAUGGGACAGCAACUGAAGAACAAGACUACAUGCCCAUUAAUGAAGUCAUCACCUUUGAGCCUGAGGAGUCUGAAAAAUUUGUUGAGGUGGAGAUCAUCAAUGACAACCAGUGGGAACCAGAUGAAGAGUUCUUCUUGAAGAUAUCAUUGUUAAUGAGUGCAGAAGAGCGAGAGGGUGUACAACUUGGGCGUAUCUCUAUCAUGGAGAUAACCAUCCUUAAUGAUGAUGAACCUGGAAUUGUAAUGUUUCAAAAGAGAGGUUUCCUGGUGAAGGAGAGUAUUGGUAACGCUGUCAUUCCUGUUGUGCGUAAGAAUGGAGCUGAUGGUGAAAUUACUGUAAAAUGGCGCUCCAUUGACAAGACUGCUGUUAGUGGCAAAGACUAUACAGGAGGUGAAGGUGUUCUUACUUUCAAGCAUACAGAGAUUGAACAAAAUAUUGAAAUUCCCAUCAUUGAUGACAUGACUCCAGAAAAGGAUGAACAUUUUGAAAUUGAACUAUUUGAGCCCACUGGAGGAGCAAAGAUUGGUCAGAUCAACCGUACAGCAGUCACUAUUACUAAUGAUGAUGAUUUCAACAAUGUAUUGAACAACAUGAUGCAGAUGACAAAUGCAAAUAUUCAUGCAAUGCAGGUUCACCACGAGACAUAUGUAAGCCAGAUCAAGGAUGCUUUGAAUGUAAAUGGUGGAGACAUUGAAAAUGCCACAGCGGGAGAUUAUGUUCUUCAUUUCCUUACUUUUGGAUGGAAGAUUAUCUUUGCAUUGGUUCCUCCUCCCAGUCUACUUGGUGGAUGGCUUUGCUUCAUAAUAUCACUUGUCUGCAUAGGUCUUCUCACAGCCAUUAUUGGGGAUCUGGCUUCUAUUUUUGGCUGCCUCGUUAAUUUAGAUGAUGCCAUUACAGCAAUCACAUUUGUUGCCCUUGGAACAUCACUACCAGACACCUUCGCCUCAAGAGCAGCAGCAGUACAAGAAAAAUAUGCUGAUAAUGCCAUUGGCAAUGUAACGGGAAGUAACUCUGUCAACGUCUUCCUUGGUUUGGGCUUGCCCUGGUUUAUUGCUUCUGUUUAUCAUUAUGCCAAGGGAACCAAAUUCAAGGUGGCAGCUGGAACACUUGGCUUCAGUGUAGGGCUUUUCUCAGGACUCUGCAUUAUUACAAUUGCACUUCUUAUGGCUAGAAGAGUGUUCAGUGUAUUUGGCAAGACAGAGCUUGGAGGUCCUACAGGUCCAAAAAUAUGUUCGGGUAUCUUUAUGAUAAUGCUGUGGUUUAUAUAUGUUUUGGUCUCAGCAUUCCAGACCACUGGUUAUUUCGACUUCUAAUUUUAUGUCUUUAAAGUGUCAAUUGAAGAAUUGUUUUACAUUUUUCAUUGAUGUAUAUCAGUCUUGUUACCUAUCACAGAUAUUUCAUUAUCAAGGUUCUAUAGUGAUUUGCUAUCAUAUCAUAUGGUUUCAUAUUGAUCAGCCAAAUGCUAGAUGGGGUCUACCUUUAAAACAAUAGCACAAUAGCAUGCACAAAUUUGGUAACAUUAUGCUUUAUUUGCAACAAUUAUAGUGAUACCAUUCAUUCUCAGCCCUACAGUGAGUAACUUCGGAAGAAAAUGCAUUGUGAUUUCAUAAGUAUAACUUCAAAGGAGAACUUGACUUACAAAAUUAACUCUAAUAUAUGCUAGUAGACUUCCCAUCUGUCACCUGGAGAGCUAAAAUAUCUCUAGACAUUACUUUUCUUUUAUUAAAAUCCCAACUACUUUGUUUAGUCAUGCGCCUAUUCAUAAUUUUUUGUCAGUGACAGGGAAGGAAAAUUGUACAGCAAACUAAGUAAGGAUGUCUUACAGCAUCUGUCUUUGUGGCAGUGAGAAUAAAUUUUCAUUUAGUUUUCUGCAUUUGCUCAGUGCUGAACACACUUUGCAAAUGACAUCGAUGCUCACUAAAAUUUCUUUCCCGGAUUUUGUGAAAUUCAAUCAUUUCUUUUUGGUGGAAAAAGUUGCAGCUAUUUAAAAAAUUUCUGCAUAAUUUUUAUUUUGUUUUAUGGGUAGAAACCUUUCAGCAUUAGGCACCAGAGCAGGAUGAAAGAAAUCUACUUAUCAUUUAUAUUUUGGUGUCUUAACCAUAGACUGUGACUGAUUAUAUCAUGGUAGACACUAGAUUCUGUUCAAAAUAUGUUAAUUUUUGCAGAAACUACGCACUACUGUGAUAAGUAGUUGAUUCAUGUUUGUGACAAAAAAGUAACAAAAUGCUAAGAACAACAGAGAUACAAUCUCAAGGAAGAAAUUGUGUGCCCACAAUGAAGAAGUUAAUUAAUAUACUGAGAUAAGCAUUCUAACCAAGUACAAUGCAAGAAAAUUAAAAGUUAUGAACGCUUAUAUGUUUUCACCUCAUAAGAGCUUUAUUGUGCAAAGGUUGCCCCAUAGGAUAUUACAGGGGUUGCUAUAGAUGUUGAUUCUGUGAUGUGUCUAUUUUAUAAUAAAGGUAAUAUAGUAUUGCUGCUAAUGACAGAGUUUUUGAAUGGCAUUUAAUACUGGCAAUUACAGAUUAGUAGUAUCUGUUUUGGAGAUAAAGGAUGUACUACAGGUAGUAUUUGCAAAUAUGUAUAUGGCUGGCUAGCAAUACUACAUUUCUAACUACUGGAAUGAUAGGGUUUGUAAAAUUUGUGUAUAAAAUGCUUGAAUGCAUGGCAAAACACUUGAAUGUUUCUCUCAGAUAUUUUAUAAUUGGAAAAUAAUUGUAGGAUUUCAUAUCAAAUUAGUUGUUAGUAAUUGAAAGAUUAAUGGUUAAUAAUUCAAAGGUUAAUGUAAUGUAACAUUUAGAAUGUGAAGUCUUUUAUACUAUUACAAUUUUUGAAAGAUUUUCAGUUAAACUGUUGACUAAGAAAAGUGAGCUCUUGUUUACUUGAAGCAAUGAAAUUGCCAGCAGUAUUGAUUUGUUACAUAGUACUGAUUUAGUUUAACAUACUGUACAGUAUCCUGCAUUGUUCAGAGGGCACCAAGAUAAGGUUUGAUAUAGCCAAUUCACAAUGGCACUGUAAAUUUAUUUAUAAAUUGUAAGCGAGAAAAUUCUAGAGGUGAUUAUUUACGAAAUGUAAUUCAGCCACAUUUAUUCUCUGUCAAAUUUUUAACACUAUUUUUUACCUUUAAUAUACCCUAGUUGUGUACAAGUACUAUACAGUCACUUUAAACUUCUGUACACAGGAACACAAUAUGACUGUAAAUAUCCAAUGCUUUUAUGUCAAGUUGGUGUAAUUAUCGGCUCAUAUCAGCACUUCACAUACAUUAGGUACAUUACAAGUACUUAAACUACAUAGGAGUAUUAAUUGUUAUGUGUGAGAUUUGCUACUUGUUGGUAUAAUGGGAAACAUGGCACCUGUUACUUUUAACAGGUAAUAUGCCUGAAAAAUCCUUUUAAAAUGUAGAUAGACCUAUAUCUGUCUUUUUUUCAUUUUUUCAGGGAUCUCUAUGAUGAAAAUCUUCCAUAUAUACAUAUAGUUUUUAUUUUCUAUUUUUAACUGCUGCUGGUCUGUCUGAUAUUAUUCAAUAUAACAUAGCCAUUAGACUCUUUUACAUUAUCUAUAUAUUCUCUUACUGCUUAUUCAGGUUCUGAGGCAAGGAUUUCCUCAGAUUUACAGAAAGUGUUCAUAAAUAUUUUCUUAAUUUGCUUCCAUAUUGGAUGGCAAAUUAUCUGGGGUACAAGGAGAGACAGUUUUAAUCAACCUGCAUCUGGUCUUGAAGGACUAUGUAGAUACUUGUGAGAUCUGGUAGCAGACUACGUAUAUUGUUAGUUUUCACUUCUGUAUGUUCCCAUAAAAGUAUCAUUUUGUAGUACAGUACUUUGCUUUUAAUUUGUGGUUUUCUGGAAGGAAAAUAGGUUUAUAAUAGUUUUGUAGUUACUCUUGCGUGCCUUAAUUUAAGCCGAUGAGAGUUAUGAUGUCAGAGCUUCACGGUUUCACUUGUAAAAUAUCAAAAUGGUUUUGUACAAAAAUAAAUAUCAUCAUUAAUGAUUUUCAACAGCCAAAGUGUACUGGAUAGGCUACAAUCAAAAGUGGGUAUGAUUACUUCAAAGAGGCAAUAAAAAUGACACUUUGUGAAUUUGGAUGUAUAAAGCUAUUUGUAAACUUUACACUGCUGUGCUGUAAAUCAAAAGUACAGUAUGAUUAUAGUAAUUUGAACCGUCUUUGAAUUUAAUACAAUGGAUAUGAAUUUUAUGAUUAGCCAUCAGAAGGAAAGUACAGUAAACUACUGUACAAUUCAGGAGAUGUAACAAUGAAAUGCAAGGUAAAAGGAAAAGAAUAUUAUGUAAUUGUUGACUUGAUAGCCUUUAUCUAAAUUUAUUCUAUACCUUUUAUGCUGUAUAAAAUAUGCUCUAGAAUUUAGGGUUGGUAAAUUUUUAUACUAAAAUUCACAUGGUGUAGUUUUCACUUAAAUUGUUGGAAGAAUAUGAAAAUGCCUUUUACUUCAGGAAAUUCCUAGGGUUUUAGGCUCAUUUUCUCUUUGCUAGAAGCAUAAAUGCAUUUUAAACUAAUAUUAACUCUCAAUUUAUUCUUCAUUAAGAUAAUGUUUCGGAGAUACAUACCUACUGUAAUGUUAUACACUACAUUAAUAAAUCAAUACUUGUAAAGUUUAAAAAGUCUAGAUUCUGUUGGUGAACCUAUAAAAAUUCUAAUUUACGUACUACCUUACUAGGGCUUUUGCUAUUUAUUCAAUUAGGUAUAUACAGUAACAUGUUCUACUCUUUGUGUAAACCAAAAUAAUGUCUUCGGAAUAAAAAAAAUAUCUGAAAAGUUGGGCCUAAUAAUACAUGCUAAACUAAAAAGAAAUGUUAAAUAUUUUAUUUUUAUAGAUAAGUUGACGUUAAAAGUUUCCCUGUGUAGGGUAAUGAUAUAUUUCACGUGCAGAGCACUAAAAUAACAAAUGGAUUACCAUACAGGUAUAAUGUUUAGCUGUCAUAAUUGACCUAUAACUUUUCAUUAUGGUAUUAAUUGUAAUGUAUUAUUCUUGCCAAAAUAAAAUGUUUUUCUA
Messenger RNA from Macrobrachium nipponense, 6611 nucleotides. RefSeq names its product sodium/calcium exchanger Calx-like. The transcript has 22 exons. NCBI's taxonomy places the organism in Eukaryota, Metazoa, Arthropoda, Malacostraca, Decapoda, Palaemonidae. The record is from RefSeq and is a predicted model, not a curated record. Gene Ontology annotation, cellular component: sarcolemma; axon; postsynapse. Gene Ontology annotation, molecular function: calcium:sodium antiporter activity. The coding region runs from base 202 to 2922 and encodes 906 amino acids. Gene Ontology annotation, biological process: calcium ion import across plasma membrane; sodium ion transmembrane transport; cell communication.